CGAAGCAAGACAAUGACGAAACCAAGAGUCGCUAUCGAGUAUUGCACGCAGUGUAGAUGGAUGCUCAGGGCUGCAUGGUUUGCGCAGGAGCUGCUGACUACGUUCCAAGAUGUGAUUGGAGAAGUUGCCCUCAUACCAGCGAGUGGCGGGCACUUCGUUGUGACCAUCACGCAUGAGGGGAAGGAGUCUUGCAUAUGGAACCGCAAAGAUGAAGGUGGUUUCCCAGAGGCAAAGCAGCUGAAGCAACUUGUUCGCAACAUCAUCAAUCCGGAGCAAGACUUGGGGCAUUCAGACAAGCCAGUGAAGGGAAGAGCAACAGCAGAUGGCUCAGGCGAUGUGAUCAAGACGGGAGGUGAGCAGACGAAGGAAGUAUGCACGGACUGUUGAAGAAGAGCGUCGCAAGGACGAUUUGCGGCGGAUCAUCGCCUUCGCUGAUAUGAAUCGCCAGUGUCUGCUCUGCUACGCAUAUCAGUGUCAUCUAUAUGGAGGAGUCAAGCCCUGCUACCUCUCUAUCAGACGAAACGGCGCUUCAGCCCCCCAACUAUGAGCUGUGCUUGAACUGACAUCCUUUUCGGAUCGGUCUGCUCCAAGGGACAUAGAAGACGCCCUUCUGAAGUAAUGCAGUCAUGACUCGUGUCUUUAUCUUCGCAGCAUAUAUUGUAGAUGCCUCAG
Protomyces lactucae-debilis is the source of this 672-nucleotide messenger RNA. Its product is annotated as Rdx family-domain-containing protein. NCBI's taxonomy places the organism in Eukaryota, Fungi, Ascomycota, Taphrinomycetes, Taphrinales, Protomycetaceae. The record is from RefSeq and is a predicted model, not a curated record. The coding region runs from base 13 to 387 and encodes 124 amino acids. The transcript has 2 exons.